AUAAAGAAAGCAAAUCAUUCGUUUUACGAAUAGGCACUUCCUCGAACAACAAGGUUCGUCAGAAAAAUAAAUCGAAAAUCAACGCAAUUUGAGACUUCCCUUAAUAAUUCGACUUACAGAAUGUAGUAUGUGCCAGCAUUUUUAUUCGAGUUAUGAAGAAAUUCGAGCUGUGGAAGUUCGAGUUACGGAAGCAUAAAAGUAUGUAUCAACAACACGAAUCAACCACAAAUGUCUACACCGCAGGCGCAGUUGCAACAAAGUUUGCAACACCAACAACAACAGAUGCAAAUACAAUCGACACAUCCACAGAAUCAACAGCAGUCAGUGCAACAAACGAUUACAGCAACAACGGUCAUCACACAAGCGACAACAAUAUCAGUGCCGACAUUGCUGACGACAACGCAUCAGCACCAGCACCAGCACCAGCACCAACAUCAGCAUCAGCUGCAUCAACACCACCAACAACAACAGCAACAACAAAAUCAACUGCAAACAAACCAGCAGCAGCAGCAUCAGCAGCUGGAAGGUAGUCCGCCAAAUCCGCCCGAAUUAAGUAAUAAAACGUAACAUCAGUGGGAAUUGAUGUUUAUUAAUAUUUAAUUUCUGCGUUUUUUGCUUUUAAAUAAUUUAGCGUACACACACACACACACACUUACGU
This is a messenger RNA of Rhagoletis pomonella (apple maggot), 658 nucleotides long. Its product is annotated as G-box-binding factor-like. The coding region runs from base 229 to 567 and encodes 112 amino acids. The transcript is spliced from 2 exons. The record is from RefSeq and is a predicted model, not a curated record. Lineage: Eukaryota; Metazoa; Arthropoda; Insecta; Diptera; Tephritidae.